AUGGCAGCUGUCAGACUAGGGUCCCAGCACAAGUUUGUGCAAAGUGGGCUGUCUGUCGACUUGCCCCUGCCUAUUGUGUUAUUGUGGAUACGGCACCCAGAACGAGCGUAUUGGCAACCCAGCCAAGGCAAGCUUCAAUGGGGGAAGGAGCUCUUUCUGUCACUUGCUGUCCUCGAGUCGGGUGAAGGACCAGACCAGCCGUGGGAAAGCUCCACAGAAGCAGGGCCGCAAACUUCUGUGGGCACCGUUGUCUGUGCGCCUGCAGGCGCUGCGCUGAUGCGUACAGCGCAUGUCGCCUUAUACUUUGGGGAGCUUUCACAAUUCGUUUCCUGUUGGUUCUCAAUAUCCAGCUCGGACGAUUGCAUCGACACAGGAGACUGGGUCGCGCGCCAGAUAAUAGGGGUGUGGUUCUGUCUCCCUGAAAAGUGCACUCACACAAGGCGCUCGGACGGCGGCUGUUCCGACAAGCUAAGCUACUAUAGGACGUUCGUUGCUAAAGCUCCGAUGUCAUGUCGUUGA
This is a messenger RNA of Pyricularia pennisetigena, 519 nucleotides long. RefSeq lists its product as uncharacterized. The transcript has 2 exons. Lineage: Eukaryota; Fungi; Ascomycota; Sordariomycetes; Magnaporthales; Pyriculariaceae. The record is from RefSeq and is a predicted model, not a curated record. Bases 1 to 519 code for a protein of 172 amino acids.